UCUCAAUUUCCCGCAUUUCUUCUAAAUUACCAACAACAAAACAAAAUGAGCCUCGGUCUGUUGCGCACACUGGCCCGCCCCACGCUGGCCCGUCUUCCUUCGGUAGCUUGCAUGAGCUCGGCGGCGGCACGGAGUUCGCUGGGCACCAACGUGCAUUUCACCGAAAAGCUCUCGGACGGCAGCAUAUUCGUGUCGCGUGUGCCCAAGCAGAUGCCUGAGAUUAGCGAGGCCGAUCUGCCCCCUCUGCUGCGCAAGUACACACCGGUCGAGCGGAAACCGCUGACGAACGAGCUGAAGCAUGCUGUGCGCACACUGCGUAACGAGGACCCGAAGCACUGGACGGUGUCGAAGCUGGCGAAGAAGUUUGAUCUGCCGCCGCAGGCCGUGCUGAUGGUUGCGCCGGCUCCCAAAUGGCGCCGCGAGGAGAUGCAGCAGGAGGCCGACCAGCAGUGGCAGGGACUUGGAUACAAGAAGCGGCUGAUCCGCAUUAACCGGCUGCGCCGCCGUCUGCUGUGGUAACAACCGGAUCAGGCAGAUUAUCAAAAUAAAUCUACGAAUUUACGGGUUGCUGGUACCGGGCCCAUGUGCAAGGGGGACGGGCUUUGAUGCUGGCGGAGAUUGGCGCCCGUGGGAACAUGCGCUG
Messenger RNA from Linderina pennispora, 643 nucleotides. RefSeq lists its product as uncharacterized. Gene Ontology annotation, molecular function: structural constituent of ribosome. The record is from RefSeq and is a predicted model, not a curated record. Bases 46 to 519 code for a protein of 157 amino acids. The transcript has a single exon. NCBI's taxonomy places the organism in Eukaryota, Fungi, Kickxellomycota, Kickxellomycetes, Kickxellales, Kickxellaceae. Gene Ontology annotation, cellular component: mitochondrial large ribosomal subunit.